AUGAGCAAACUCGUAGAGAAGAAGAAGCCCACAACAAAAAAGGUCAUUCAGAAGAAAGGCCACAAAAAAAAUAAAAAGAAAUUUCUAGUCAAGAAAGCGACCUGGCAGACAAAGCCAACGAAGGAAAAGCAGCAAGAGAAAGAAAGCAACCCAGCUCUGGAAAAGGGCGUUGAUGGUGUGAUUGAAUAUGAGGAUCUCGGCAAUAUCGACACUUGGGAUUGGAACGACUCUAAUGUAACUGAUACUUUCCUUUCGGAUGACUUGGGUGGAUUUGUUUGUUUGGAAGAGAUAAGUGAUGUUGAAGUAGAAUACGAAGGUGACGAUAACACUGGCAAAGUGGCAAAGUUUAAGCGUAUCAAAAAGACGGAUCGUAAGCAUGGUAAGAAAGCAAAUCCAACUGCACCUCUAAGCCUGGAAGAAACACAGAACUUUUACGACUUGGAUACAUUUGACGAAAGUUUGGUGAAUGAUGAAAAUACUGAAGAUGCAGACGCUAACGUCGAUGCCGACAAGCCAUUGAAAACGCAAGAAGAUGAUCAUGUUGAGAAUGAGAAGAAGGAAGGGUCUGUGGUUUCCAUAGAUGGAAAGGCAGGCAGUGAUGACGAUGAUAAUAAUGAUAAGAAAGUGCCCACAGCAAACAGUAAAAAACUGAAAACUGAAAAGCCAGCAGAAAACAACAAAGUAAUUGAGAGAAAGGAAAAAACGGACGAGAAAAAAUCAAAAGUCGAGAAGACCACUGCCGUUGAGAAGAAAGUACGCCCUACCGUUGACGAUGUUGAUCAGACAGUAGAUAUUUCUGCGUGGGAUAGUCUAAAUUUGUGCACACCCAUAAGGAACGCUUUGAAGUACAACCAAUUUACGGAACCUACUCCCAUCCAAUUACAAGCCCUUCCUUUAGCUAUGGAUGGCCGAGACAUAGUCGGCUCUGCAGAGACCGGCUCUGGUAAAACACUUGCUUUUGGUCUUCCCAUCAUUCAUUAUCUUGCCACACAUGGUCGUGGUCAGAAGGGAGGGGUGAAGAAUGGUCUUGGCGGUCUAAUAUUGACCCCCACGAGAGAAUUGGCCAUUCAAGUCCGUGACCAUAUCGAAAAAAUGUCAGUUUUUACAGAUAUUCGUACCGUUGCUAUUGUAGGUGGUAUGUCUAUUCAGAAGCAACAACGAUUGUUGAAACAACAGCCUGAUAUCAUUGUUGCCACACCAGGCCGUUUAUGGGAACUUUUUUCUGAAGAUCAUGAAUAUAUGGAUAUGCUGAAGCAUAUUAAGUUUUUAGUGCUGGAUGAAGCAGAUCGUAUGUUGGAAAAGGGGCAUUUUGAAGAGUUGACUAGUUUAUUAUCUGCAAUCUCAAACAAGCGUCAGAAUACAACCGAAUGGCCCGAACAACUCGAUUCUGAUGGGGGAUUCAAGAAGAUUUUGCCUCAAGACGUCGGUGUUCAUCAAACGUUUAUCUAUACUGCAACUCUCAGUAAGGAUAUCCGAUUCAACGUGAAGGCCAAAAAAAGAAAGGUUUUACACAAAGAGAACAAUACAAUGGAGGAUUUGUUAGAGCGGAUCGAAUUUGCCGAUGAAAAACCUGCUCUAGUGGAUGUCACUUCUGAAGACGUUGUUGCUUCCAAACUGUUAGAAGCCAAAGUUGAAUGCCUUCAUACUGAGAAAGAUUUAUACGUUUAUUAUUUUGUCACACGAUACCCAGGACGUACUAUCCUCUUUGUCAAUUCUAUUGAUGCCAUUCGUCGUUUAGUCCCUGUAUUUAAAUUGCUAAACAUCGAAGUUCUGGGCUUACACGCUCAAAUGCAGCAAAAACAACGUUUAAAGAAUUUGGAUCGGUUCAAAGCUAAUCCAAAAGCUGUACUGGUCGCUUCAGAUGUGGCAGCCCGUGGUUUAGAUAUUCCUAUGGUAGAGCAUGUUAUUCACUAUCAAUUGCCUCGUUCCGGCGAGAUUUAUGUUCACCGUAGUGGCCGUACCGCUCGUGCCAACCGCGAAGGUAUUUCAUUGCUCUUGUGCAGUCCUGAAGAAGUGAAGAUUUACAAGAAAUUAUGCCAGACCUUACGUAAAAAUGAAGAGUACCCUAACUUUCCUGUGGAUCUCAGUAUUCUAAGAGCCAUGAAAGAGCGAGUUAGAGUGGCAACAGAGAUUGAUUCAUUACAACAUCAAGAAGCAAAGCAGACUCACGAAACGAACUGGAUGCGUAAUAUGGCAAAGGAAAUGGACAUUGAGUUUGAUGAAGAAACAAUGCAAGGCAAGGGACAUCAGAAAUCAGAUAAAGAGCUCGAAAAGGCAAGAGUGAAGGUGAUGAAUCUAAAGAACCAGCUACACCAGCUGUUAAAACAACCUAUUCUACCAGCUGGUGUGUCGGCUAAAUUCUUGACUGGCGGUGUUAUUGCUGAUUUAGCCGAGAGACUCUUGAACAAUGAUGACCAAAAGCUCCUACCUGCAUCAACAAAAACGAAAGCUAUCGAAGAUCUCCAUCAAGCUAAGAAGAGAAAAAGCUCCCAUAAUUAA
This is a messenger RNA of Mycotypha africana, 2499 nucleotides long. RefSeq names its product P-loop containing nucleoside triphosphate hydrolase protein. Gene Ontology annotation, molecular function: RNA helicase activity; ATP binding; nucleic acid binding. Lineage: Eukaryota; Fungi; Mucoromycota; Mucoromycetes; Mucorales; Mycotyphaceae. The coding region runs from base 1 to 2499 and encodes 832 amino acids. The transcript is spliced from 3 exons. The record is from RefSeq and is a predicted model, not a curated record.